CUGUCUCUACAGACAGAUAUAACAUUUGUUUAGUAUUUAUUUUGUUGCUCCAUUCCUGUUAAUGUGUUAUGGCGGAGGUCAACAAUUGUAUCACCAUAGAUAGGUAUAUGGCUUGACCUUUUGAAAUCAAUUAUUUAAUUAAAUUCAUUAAAUAUUAGUAAACAAGGCUAAAUUUGUGCAAACUACUCGUUAAUUUUUUCAAGUUGAGUGUUGUGUUAAUAAAAUAAAUAAAUGUCUUUCUUGAAUUAUUCAUGGUUAUUCAGCUUUGCAACAUUUUGUAUUGGGAUAAUAUUUCUGGGAUACAAAUAUGUUACAAGAGAAUUUAACUACUGGAAAAAACGAGGCGUAUAUAAUUCAAAACCAAUUCCAUUUUUUGGCAGUCUUUACGAUGUUGCCACGUUUAAACUAACUUUAUUUGAGUUGCUAAAAAAGCUUUACGAUGAGACUGAAGAACCAUAUUUUGGAAUGUUUAUUUUUGAUAAACCAGUUUUGGUGAUUAAAUCACCUAAGUUAAUUAAAGACAUUUUGAUAAAAGAUUUUAACACGUUUUGUGAUAGAACCGUGGCUGAUGUUACCCAUCAUAAUCUUAUAUCGAAGUUUAUCUUUAUGCAAAAGCACCAAUCAUGGAAAUAUACAAGGGCAAAGAUGUCUGCAGUAUUUAGUUCCUCAAUGAUAAAAAGGUAUUUUACAAAUUUAGAGUUAAUAAAUAAGAAAUUUAUUGAACAUUUAGAAAAUAUGUCUGGUCCAGUGGAUGCUAAAUACAUAGCGGGUCAUUUCGGCACUGAAAUGAUUGCCCGUUGUUUUUUCGCAACUGAUCCACGCUGUUUUGAAAGAGAACCAUCGAGGUUCAGACAAUGUGUUCAUCGUAUAUUUGGAUUUAGUCUGAGGAACGGAAUUGUUCAGACUUUGUAUUUUUUUAUACCCAGUUUGGUAAAGGUUUUCAAAUUAAACCCUGUCGAAGAUUCAGUAAUGCGAUACUUGGAACAAACAUUUUUGGAAGCCAUGGACUGUAGAAAGGGAUAUAGCGGUAAACCGGUCAAUAUGGUUGAUGUUGUCAAUGAUUUAGAAAAGGCAUACAAUGGAAAUUUUCCUGAUCGGGAGCUGCUUAUAUCUAAUGCCAUCUUUUUAUUGGUAGCUGGACCAGAAACAACUAGUUCUAUAAUUUCUUUUGCCUUAUAUGAAUUGGCUCUACAACCAGAUAUACAAGAAAGACUAAGAAACGAAAUUAAAGACAAUUGCGAAAUUUAUAAAGGUUUCACUUACGAAGGGAUACAGAAAAAUAAAUAUUUAGAUAUGGUUGUUAAUGAAACUUUAAGAAAAUACGGCGUGUUACCAUUUAUUGAUAGAGAACCUAUUACUGACUAUCGCCUAGAGGGUACAGAUCUAGUCAUUGAAAAGGGAACGCCAGUGUACAUUCCCUUAUUUGCUUUGAUGAGGGACGCCAAAUACUUCCCCGACCCUGAACUGUUUGAUCCUGAAAGAUUUGCUGAUACAAAUUUUAACUCAGAUGGUUUGAUAUUUUUUCCAUUCGGAGAAGGGCCAAGAGCUUGCAUAGGUAAGCGCUUAGCACACUUAGCCAUUGCUGCAUGUUUGUCGCAUGUUCUAUUAAAAUUUAGUAUUGGGAAAUGCGAAACUACCCCUGAUCCAGUUGAAUUUGAACCGAAGUCUUUCACCAUACAAUCAAAAUGUGGACUUCCAAUAACAUUAACUCCAAUAUCAUAACAUUACGGACUUCUGAUAAAGUUAACUAGCCUUUUAUAAUAAUGUCACAAAUAUGUGUAAUUUUUAUACAAAAUUAUAAUUAAAUUGUCUACCCCACUAUUAUACCUAUCAUCGUCAAUGCAUAUUUUGAAAUUAUGUAUCAUGUGAAGUGAAAUUUUUUCUGCUACAAUCCUUAGCCCCCUUAGUUUCAUAGGAAUAUGAUUUAUUUUCCGAAUUCGAUGUUUUAAAGUGUCAUAUAAAUGUUCGAUCGGAUUUAUAUCUAUUCCGAUGGGUGAGUUGCCGGAAUUUAAUUAAAAAUGAAUAUAAUAAAACGAACGGUAAUUUUAUUGUUGUAACGAAAAUGUGUUUCGUUUAGGUCUCUCGGACGAAAGGGUGGAUGUUAGCGACGACCAGACCCGAUGCGUUUGCCUGCCGAGUUGUUACUGAAGAAAAAAACCACAAACGAUAAUAUGUUUGUGUUCCUCUGACCAGCUGUCAAAUAAAUCACUAGGUCUGGCGUACACUUUUGCAGUUUUAAGAAAAACAAUUUCAACUGCAUUAAGUGAGUUGUUGACACAAUAAUUGUCUGAUAAAGUACUUAAUUAAUGAGGGUGCAGCUUGUUGCACCGCACAGACGAAAAACAGAUGUGACAGGGUAAAGCCAUGUCUCUUAACAUUUGUAUUUAAAUGUGCAUUUCGAAUGACUAAGUUGUUUCGCUUUUGAAAAAAAUAUUAAAAUUAAAAUUAGCGAAAAUAGUAAUUAAAGCGUAUCGCUAUAUAUCUGAUAUGGGCUAUAUAUGGUGGUCAAUAUAUCAAGUAUUGGAAGCAUUUGAAAUUUGGACAUAUCGAAGAAUGCUGAGAAUCUCCUGGACAGACAGAAUAACCAAUGAAGAAGUAUCAAGGAAAAUGGAGAACAGCAGGGAGAUACUGGAUUCCAUCAAAAUAUGGAAACUGCAAUACUUGGGUCAUACAUGAACGUGGUGACAGAUAUGAACUCCUAAAAUUAAUAUUGCAGGGAAAGAUUCAAGGAAGGUGCAUCAUAGGUAAAAGAAAAAUGUCCUGACUGAGAAACCUUAGAGAAUGGUUUGGAAGCAGCUAAACUGAACUCUUUCGGGCUGUAGUGUCAAAAGUUAGAAUAGAAAUGAUGAUUGUCAACCUUCGUCGCGGAGAUCGCACGUAAAGAAGAAGCAACAAGCAACGUAAGGACGUGCGUUAAUAUAUCUGGCAAAUGACAAAACAUGAUGUCGGGUGUCAUUCACCCAAUCAUGUCCACAAGUUUGAUAUGUCCUUUCCAAGAAAUACCCUAUAUUUCUAUGAUACCGAAGGGGGGAGGGGGCUAAGAAUUUCAGCAUAAAAUAUUUCACUUCACAUGAUAAUUUCAAAAUAUAUGCAAUAUUUUUGCUCAUGAGUGUAUAUUGUAUAACACUACAAAAUUUUGUUAAAAUGUCAGGAAUGUGGUCUGCGGCUUAAAUUAAAGUUUUGAAAUUCGAACUUCAAAAACGUCAAAACUAUGUACAGAAUGAAGAGUUCCCAAUUACAUAGGCUCGGAUCAGUGUUUAAUUAUUUGAAAGAAAACGAAACAUUUCCUAAAUCAAAAUCUGCAUGAGGACAGAUCUUAUCCAACAAGAAGACAUAUUAUUAUAUUCUUAACCUUCCGUUACUCGCGCCAAUUUCUUGUGAUCGAAUACUCGCGCACGGUGCAGAAGACCGAGUCCAAAAAUAUGGGUCAGCAAUAUUUAAAAUUUUUUGUUUUUUUGCAAAAUUGUGUACAAUUAUAUUAUUUAAUGAAUAUAUUAUCACAAAAUUUUGUA
This is a messenger RNA of Diabrotica virgifera virgifera (western corn rootworm), 3512 nucleotides long. Its product is annotated as cytochrome P450 6j1-like. The transcript has 5 exons. NCBI's taxonomy places the organism in Eukaryota, Metazoa, Arthropoda, Insecta, Coleoptera, Chrysomelidae. Gene Ontology annotation, molecular function: monooxygenase activity; heme binding; oxidoreductase activity, acting on paired donors, with incorporation or reduction of molecular oxygen. The record is from RefSeq and is a predicted model, not a curated record. The coding region runs from base 232 to 1722 and encodes 496 amino acids.